CGCAAUGCGCUGAGGGAGCGGGCGGCCGGUCCCGGUUCUUGAUUGGCGGAGAGGCCAGGGUGGCCGAGGUCUGAGCGGUGGCUUCAUGUGGAGGCUGAAGGCCGCGGCGUGUAGAGUGUUUCACCGUUGGCCUAUCACUGGCCCUUCACCCUCAUUGCGUCUGCCUCCUCCUCACUGUGCUGAAGAUGAUGUGUUAAAGCCGCCCUCUGUGGUUUCCACCCGCCCUCUCUUUGAAAGCAGCUCGACAGAUUCUCAGAAUGGAGAUGGUGGAGAGAAAAGAAAAAGAGAAAAGGAGCAGAGCGCUCGGUUUUAUUCCAAGCAGUUGCCUCGGUUUUCGGGAUUGGAUGCUGUUGGCUGGGGUGCAACUGCUGUGGUGCUUUUACAGUUUGCAAGACACCUUCAUCAUCAGUUCUCUCACCACAGUGGCAUCCAGGAGAGUGAUGCAGCCUCACCUUUCUGUGUCCGUAGCAUGGUUACUUCGACACUGGCACCAGCCAGAAUCAUAGAAUUCAGCCGGUGCAUUUUGCCUCAGCGUGUGACUCCGCACUCGAGCAGUAACUCGACAGACCAGAGUUCUGUGUCAGCCAGAUCAUCUGCUCCUGCACAUGGCAAAGCUGUAUAUUUAAGGACCGAACAGCAGGAACACAAUGAAAGCAUUGAGCAAGAUGAGUUGCUGCUUAUAAAAGGUAUACAAUGCUCAGAAUGUGGAAAUAGCCAGCGAGGAGAUCUCCAGAGAGAGGAACCCAAUCCAGAAGAAGUUUUAAACCAAGCCACUUCCAACUUGAGGAGAGCUACAGAGUCCAGCAUUUCUUCCAUUUUAAACAUUAUUGGGCUGGAAAACAUAAAAGCCCAAGACUACCAUAUGGCAUUCUCCUAUUUCAUGAUAGCAGCCAACCAAGGCUAUAGCAAGGCCCAGUACAAUGUUGGAGUCUGCUAUGAGCUGGGGAGAGGCACUGUCAAAGACAAGGAGAAGGCUGCUUUGUAUUACAGUAACGCUGCUGCCCUAGGACACAACAUGGCCCAAUUCCGCUGGGCCAUGUACCUCUUGCACGUAAAACCAAGAAGAGAGACCAGAGAUACCCAGGAAGCCAUACAACAGUUGGAAAAGGCAGCCAAAUCUGGAAUCAAAGAGGCCCAAGCCUACCUCGGUGUACUCUUUACAAAAGAACCCCACCAAGAUCUGCAGCGAGCUGCCAGGUACCUGACAAUGGCAUCUGAAAGUGGGGAUUCUGCAAGUCAAUAUCAUCUGGGGAUUUGUUACCAGAAGGGCUGGGGAGUGAAGAAGGACUUUCAGAGAGUUGUGGAGCUCUACCAGAAGGCUGCAGCCCAUGGACACGCUGAUGCGCAGUGUGCUCUGGGAAUGUUCCACCAGCAAGGACUGGGAGGCCUCCCGGUGAGCUUAACGAAAGCAAUCAAGUGGUAUCAGAGGGCAGCCCUCUUGGGCAGUGCCGAGGCUGUGCGCAACCUGCAGCUCUUGAUAAAAGACCUUCAAAUCAAAGGAAAUUUCAGCUUCUCGGGAGAGCAUACUACCCUGAGGUCUGUGAUGUCCUCCCCUUGUCUCCCUUCCCUGGGCACACCCAGACUGCCCAUCCCUCAGCAACGCCCAAGUGAAGUCAAGGAAGACUGGGGAGGUUGCCACCUGCCAGCAGCUUCGACUCUACCGCACUCGUGGAGCACGGGCUCUCUCCAUGCCUCACCGCUUAGCAAUGGAAGCCUUGCCGCCAGGGCCGAGCUACUGGGAUCGGUGGGCGUCACCUGCCUGAAUCACCGCUCAGAACUCCCGCCCGGGCACCCCACGUUCCGCAGCAGCAUCCCGGGCGUGGGCUGAUUUGCAUGAAAGGGGCCCUUGGAUAGAAGCCGACACGUCACUCUGUGAAUGGAGGGUUCCGAUGCUGUGAGGAUUAUAAUAUACCUCACUGGCGCCAAAUGGAUACUCAGCUCGCCCGCCAGAGACUACACAGACUAUCAUUAAAGAAAAGACCGUGUUGGAGGGAUUUCUGGAACAAACCUUUUCCAUUCUGCCGUGCUCUGUGCCAAUGGCUAAAAAACACCGACCCACAGACUGGCGCACACCUCACCACUGACAGGCAAAGCAGCUCUCUCCACAGAGAGUUACAGAGAUUUGUUUAGUCCAUCAUGUCAGUGCCUGCUCUUUGCUAGCGCAAUCUGAAAACUGAUCCCGCUUGCCCUGUUCUCUUCUCCAGCCGCUCCCCAGGAGAGAUAUAUUUAUAUAUUAAAUCUUCACAUGAUCUGGUGUCUCCGCUCUGAACCUGCAGAUUCCCCACCCGCUCCCAGCCCCAUCGAUCUCUGGAAUUCCCUCCCCCGCCCCAAGUAAUGUUCCAAUAAUCUAUUCAAUAAGAUCAUGGCUGAUCAGAUUGUGGCCUUAACUCCACUUUCCUGUUUGCU
Messenger RNA from Carcharodon carcharias (great white shark), 2406 nucleotides. It is a transcript of the gene dele1, whose product is annotated as DAP3 binding cell death enhancer 1. The record is from RefSeq and is a predicted model, not a curated record. Gene Ontology annotation, molecular function: protein binding. The transcript has 13 exons. NCBI's taxonomy places the organism in Eukaryota, Metazoa, Chordata, Chondrichthyes, Lamniformes, Lamnidae. The coding region runs from base 86 to 1828 and encodes 580 amino acids.